This is a messenger RNA of Pongo pygmaeus (Bornean orangutan), 5664 nucleotides long. It is a transcript of the gene CXADR, whose product is annotated as CXADR cell adhesion molecule. The record is from RefSeq and is a predicted model, not a curated record. The transcript has 7 exons. The coding region runs from base 172 to 1269 and encodes 365 amino acids. NCBI's taxonomy places the organism in Eukaryota, Metazoa, Chordata, Mammalia, Primates, Hominidae. Gene Ontology annotation, biological process: homotypic cell-cell adhesion. Gene Ontology annotation, cellular component: intercalated disc; basolateral plasma membrane; bicellular tight junction. Gene Ontology annotation, molecular function: cell adhesion molecule binding.
GCCGGAAGUGACGCGAGUUCACCUGCCGAGCGGGGGCGGGGAGGAGGGGCGGAGGGUGCAGAGGUGCCGCCGCCGCCGCGAGCCAGUCGGGAGCGCGCGAGGCGCGGGGAGCCUGGGACCCCGAGCGAGAGCCGCCUACCUGCAGCCGCCGCCCACGGCACGGCAGCCACCAUGGCGCUCCUGCUGCGCUUCGUGCUCCUGUGCGGAGUCGCGGAUUUUGCCAGAAGUUUGAGUAUCACUACUCCUGAAGAGAUGAUUGAAAAAGCCAAAGGGGAAACUGCCUAUCUGCCAUGCAAAUUUACGCUUAGUCCCGAAGACCAGGGACCGCUGGACAUCGAGUGGCUGAUAUCACCAGCGGAUAAUCAGAAGGUGGAUCAAGUGAUUAUUUUAUAUUCUGGAGACAAAAUUUAUGAUGACUACUAUCCAGAUCUGAAAGGCCGAGUACAUUUUACGAGUAAUGAUCUCAAAUCUGGUGAUGCAUCAAUAAAUGUAACGAAUUUACAGCUGUCAGAUAUUGGCACAUAUCAGUGCAAAGUGAAAAAAGCUCCUGGUGUUGCAAAUAAGAAGAUUCAUCUGGUAGUUCUUGUUAAGCCUUCAGGUGCAAGAUGUUACGUUGAUGGAUCAGAAGAAAUUGGAAGUGACUUUAAACUAAAAUGUGAACCAAAAGAAGGUUCACUUCCAUUACAGUAUGAGUGGCAAAAAUUGUCUGACUCACAGAAAAUGCCCACUUUGUGGUUAGCAGAAAUGACUUCAUCUGUUAUAUCUGUAAAAAAUGCCUCUUCAGAGUACUCUGGGACAUACAGCUGUACAGUCAGAAACAGAGUGGGCUCUGAUCAGUGCCUGUUGCGUCUAAACGUUGUCCCUCCUUCAAAUAAAGCUGGACUAAUUGCAGGAGCCAUUAUAGGAACUUUGCUUGCUCUGGCGCUCAUUGGUCUUAUCAUCUUUUGCUGUCGUAAAAAGCGCAGAGAAGAAAAAUACGAAAAGGAAGUUCAUCACGAUAUCAGGGAAGAUGUGCCACCUCCAAAGAGCCGUACGUCCACUGCCAGAAGCUACAUCGGCAGUAAUCAUUCAUCCCUGGGAUCCAUGUCUCCUUCCAACAUGGAAGGAUAUUCCAAGACUCAGUAUAACCAAGUACCAAGUGAAGACUUUGAACGCACUCCUCAGAGUCCGACUCUCCCACCUGCUAAGGUAGCUGCCCCUAAUCUAAGUCGAAUGGGCGCGAUUCCUGUGAUGAUUCCAGCACAGAGCAAGGAUGGGUCUAUAGUAUAGAGCUUCCAUACGUCUCAUCUGUGCUCUCCGUGUUCCUUUCCUUUUUUUGAUAUAUCAAAACCUAUUCUGGUCUAAAUUUUGUAACUAGCCUCAAAAUACAUCAAAAAAUAAGUUAAUCAGGAACUGUACGGAAUAUAUUUUUAAAAAUUUUUGUUUGGUUAUAUUGAAAUAGUUACAGGCAUUAAAGUUAGUAAAGACAAGUUUACCAUCUGAAAAAGCUAGAUUUUCUUUAAGAGGUUGAUUAUAAAGGUUUCUAAAUUUAUCAGUACCAAAGUAAGAUGUAGCACUUUGAAUAUGAAAUCAUAGGUGAAGACAUUGGUGAACUUACUUGCAUACCAAGUUGAUACUUGAAUAACCAUCUGAAAGUGGUACUUGAUAAUUUUUACCAUUAUUUUUAGGAUGUGUAUUUCAUUUAUUUAUGGCCCAUCAGUCUCCCCCAAAUUAGUACAGAAAUAUCCAUGACAAAAUUACUUAUGUAUGUUUGUACUUGUUUUUACAGCUCCUUUGAAAACUCUGUGUUUGUAAUAUCUCUAAAAAUAUAGAAAACACUACAGUGGUUUAGAAAUUACUAAUUUUACUUCUAAGUCAUUCAUAAACCUUGUCUAUGAAAUGACUUCUUAAAUAUUUAGUUGAUAGACUGCUACAGGUAAUAGGGACUUAGCAAGCUCUUUUAUAUGCUAAAGGAGCAUCUAUCAGAUUAAGUUAGAACAUUUGCUGUCAGCCACAUACUGAGAUGACACUAGGUGCAAUAGCAGGGAUAGAUUUUGUUGGUGAGUAGUCUCAUGCCUUGAGAUCUGUGGUGGUCUUCAAAAUGGUGGCCAGCCAGACCAAGGAUGUAGUAUCUCAUAGUUCGCAGGUGAUAUUUUUCUUAUUAGAAAAAUAUUAUAACUCAUUUAUUGUUUGACAAUUAUAGAUUGAAAUUUCCUAAUUUAUUCUAAAUUUUAAGUGGUUCUUCCGUCUCAGUGCUUUAUGUUGUUGUUUUUGGAUGGUGUUACAUAUUAUAUGUUCUAGAAACAUGUAAUCCUAAAUUUACCCUCUUGAAUAUAAUCCCUGGAUGAUAUUUUUUAUCAUAAAUGCAGAAUAAUCAAAUACAUUUUAAGCAAGUUAAGUGUCCUCCAUCAAUUCUGUAUUCCAGACUUGGGAGGAUGUACAGUGGCUGUUGUGUGAUCAAACAUGUCUCUGUGUAGUUCCAGCAAAUCAAGCUGAGCUUUGAAAAAGUUUGAGUCUUAGUUUUGUGAAAGUGAUUUAUUCUUAAAAAAAAAAGAAAGAAAGAAAAAGAAAAAAAGAUAAGAAAAAGGAGUAAAGGGACUACUCCUCCUUGCCAAAUGUGCUAAAUAUCAUUUUAGGAGAAGAAAGUGGAUUUAUUGUAUUUCCCUUAAGAUUGUGAGGGAGUGUGGAUAUAGUGGAAUGAGCCAACAGUUUCUUUAUAAUAAAUACGGUCUGCAAUAAGUUAUUUCACUAGCUCUAAAACCUUUCCCUAGAUUUUAGUAGGGAGUUGGUUUCUGUUAAUAUCUUUGGGUGCUGUGGUGGUAAAUGCUACAUUAUAAACGGUGGCAUGUAUUUACAGGUAGAGUAUUGUGUGUACACUUUUUAAUGGUAAACUUAAGCUGAAUGUGUAAUGGAUUUGUGUAUAGUUUUACAUAUUUGGAAGCAUUUUAAAAACAGGUUUUAACCUUACGUAAAAUUACUUUUAUACUCGUGUUAACAUUUUCAUCUGUGCCUUUUGGGUAAUUUAAUUUCUGUUAUGAAUUUCUGGUGCCUAUGAUCUAGCUAUCACCUACCUGAAAGGUGCUUAGAGGUGAAGGUACUGUUUCUAAAAACACAUCACUGUGAUACCUUUCUAUCCUCACAUUUUCAAGCUUGCCUCUUUUCUGUUCUUUGUGGAUAUAACUUAAGCGAUUGUGUUAUUCAUAAAGAUUUAGAAAUUUCAAUAUUCCCAACACUCUGACUAUGUUUCUGAUUUUAUAACAGUAGCCAUUUUUGAAUGUCAGAUGUUUGGCCUGUUUUAUAUGAAUAAAGUUUAUUUAUAAAAUAUUAUAAAAAUAAGUAAAUAAACAGAACAUUAAUAAUAAAAUUUUGGUUCUUCCUAUUCCUGACUUUCAUAUAAUGAACAUUAUCCUAUUGAUCUAAGUAGAAGUUAUCAUAGAAAGUGGACACGUAUAAGACUUUCCUUCCUUUUUUUGUUUUUAAUAAUAUAUGAGGAACAAGAUUUUCUUCCCGAGGACAUUGUUUUAAAGGCUUAUGUCUCACUGUAAAAUUCUGCCAGCCAAAUAGUACCAAUACAUUUUCAAGUAGUUCUCACUGAUAAUUUAGUUGAACCAGAGAUCAAAUAUUUGCUCCCGAAUUACUACUGGUAAUCAAGUAGUUGAACAAAAAAUUACUAAAGCAUUUCAGUUAGAUCAGUCAAGGACAGUACUGCAUCUGUUUUUUUUUUUGUUUUUUUUUUUAAGACGGAGUCUCGCUCUGUCGCUCAGGCUGGAGUGCAGUGGCGUGAUCUCGGCUCACUGCAAGCUCUGCCUCCCAGGUUCAUGCCAUUCUCCUGCCUCAGCCUCCCGAGCAGCUGGGACUACAGGCACCCACCACCAUGCCCGGCUAAGUUUUUGUAUUUUUAGUAGAGACAGGGUUUCACCGUGUUAGCCAGGAUGGUCUCAAUCUCCUGACCUCAUGAUCCGCCUGCCUCGGCCUCCCAAAGUGCUGGGAUUACAGGCGUGAACCACUGCGCCCGGCCCAGUACUACAUCUUAACAGCAAAGCCAUUUUAUUCUACUUUAUAACUGAGAGACUUGAUACCAUCCAUCUCUUUAGGUUACAGAGGAUAAUUUGAAGAGAAAUGAUACUGUAGAAUAUAUAGUUCUGUACUUUUUUUUUUUUUUUUUAAGAGAUGGGGUUUCACUAUUGCUCAGGCUGGUCUCAAACUGCUGCGCUCAAGAGAUCCUCCUGCCUUGGCCUCCCAAAUUGCUGGGAUUACAGGUGUGAGCCGCAGCAUCCAGCCAGUUCUGUACUUUGAAUAUGGAGUAGUUUACAGCUAUUUUUUUUUCUUACUGGCAAUCUUAACUAAUAUGAUUCCCUUAUUAGAGAGCCUCUCAUUCCCCCACCCCCAAAAAUGUCUGUUAUUCAUGACAGUAACCAAUUAUUCUGAACUAAUUGCUUCUUUUUAAUUUGAGCUAUCUGCCAUGGACUUUCUAAAAUGGAAACACAGCCUGAGUGUAUCUUAGGGAGAGUUUGAUUGAAAAAAUCCAAAUCACUAUCCAUAUAGAUCAUGGAUAUAAAGAGAUACCUGAUUUUUAUUAAAAGGAUACCUUUUCAAAUUUAAGAGUUAAUCUUGGAAAUUUGGAAUAAGUAAAGGGGCAAGUAAACCUUUUGAUUAAAUAUAAAAGGAACUCAUUGCAUGAAGUCGACUAUCAAAUUCUGUGAUGUGUGGCUUCUUAAAAAUAUUCUCAGUGUCUUUUGUGUGCGUGCAGCAUGUACAUUUGAUGUUAUGUGAAUGUUAAGAGUUUUUUCUUCUAAUUUUCACUUCAGCAGUGUUUAGGGCUUUCAGAUGCCUUAUUCCAGUGUGAACAGAAAAAGUUCAUAUUUUAUGUGGUUAAUGCUUUGAUGUGUCACGUAAAGAGUAGUUUGUAGAAAAUGUUGGCACAAUUUUAACUUCUUAGUGGCUUGUGACAUUAUAUAUUAUAUAUAUAUGUACAUAUAUCUUUAUAACAUUCCUGUGUUUAGUGUAAAUGUUCUGGGCAAGUUUUAAAAUUUUGAAUGCCUUUGGAUAUUCCAGCAAUAAAGGCAUCAUGUUCUGCAAUAGGAUUUCUUACUCAUUUACCUAUUUUAACACUAAAAUAGACCACAACUGAGCACAAAUUCCUUUUAUAAAUGUUAUAGAAGCAGGGAAGAAUAAUAAACACAUUUGUGAAUUGUGGUUCAGUUUAUUUAUCUUUAGGGAAGGCUGAUCAUUUAUCUUAUAGCAGAUAACCCAGCCUCUUAUUCAUUAAGGUUAACUUUUAUAAUUUAUCUUAUUUUAUAAUUUAAGAAUAUAGUACAUAUCAGUUGGGUUUGGUUUUAGUCAUCGAGACUAAAAGCUCCAUCCAAACAGAACUUUGUGUUUUCUGCUAACUUAUUUAAUGACACAAGUUUUAAGAGAACCACAAUUCAUUGAUUCACUUAUUCUUUUCCCUAAUUGUGAAUUUUAAUGAUAAAUACACCUGUACUACUGAGGAAAGUAUUCUGACACUUCACAUGUGCAAAGUAUAGGACUGACAGUGUCAGUUUCAGAUUUUGUAUGUACGAUUUCUGGCUUAUAUAUCCAAUGGUGCAGAUUUUGAAAUUUGUAAGAACAAAAUUUGUUAAGAAAAACAACUUGCUCUAGUUUUGUGACCUUGUGUACUUUUGAAAUAAAAUCAAGAAAGCA